This is a messenger RNA of Aureobasidium subglaciale EXF-2481, 3012 nucleotides long. RefSeq lists its product as uncharacterized. The coding region runs from base 1 to 3012 and encodes 1003 amino acids. NCBI's taxonomy places the organism in Eukaryota, Fungi, Ascomycota, Dothideomycetes, Dothideales, Saccotheciaceae. The record is from RefSeq and is a predicted model, not a curated record. The transcript is spliced from 2 exons.
AUGUCUUCCGAGCGCGAGCCUAGUGGCUCCGCGACCGAGAAAGAGUCGCGCAAUGGCAACUCGUCGCCCUUGCAACAGACCAAUACAAGAGCGACUUCGACUGCACCGAGCAAUAAGAAGAAGAAGCUUCCACCUUUCCUCGACCACUUCAAUGCCCGUGAUCUCAAGAUCCUCUUUCGCUGCUCAGUUGCCUUUUGGGUAGCCUCGCUGCUCAUCGUCAUUGAGCCGACCCUGCAGACCUUUGGCAAUGCCACUUUCUUCGGCUGUAUUGUCAUCAUGUUCCUACCACCCUCUGGCGUUGUACUGGUCUUCCUUCUCGGAGGCUUUACUAUGAUCUUAGGUAUGGGUCUUGCAUGGGCUUGGGGUGUCAUAGCCAUGAAAGCCGCGCUAGCUACACGACCACAAGCAGAAACUCAGGCUAGACUGCAAGCUUUGGGUCAGCAAGCUGCAAGAAAUGUCGGCGCUACGACUUAUUCGCCUGUCAGCGUUCUUAUUUACAACGGCUUUAUGCUCGAUAAUCGUGUUACAGUCACAUACUUCUGCAUGCUGGGUCUGUUCGUCUAUCUCAUGGCUAGGCUGAGGAUCAGGGUGCCCAAGCUUGCUCUUACUGCGAUUUUUGCUUGGAUCAUCACCGAUGUCUUCCUCACUAUUGGUCCCUUACUUCCUGCUUUCCAAGGAACUAUCCCUCAAGUGCUCAUCAAACCCGCUGCUGCCGCCAUCGCUAUCAGUCUUGCCUGCUCCAUGCUCAUUUUCCCUGAAUCAACUUCUCAUAUGACGCUACAUGGCAUGCACAAGCUUGUCACGUCCAUGACUGGAUCUCUCGAUCUUACUCGAGGUUUUCUUGCUAAUUAUCCUGACACAUCACACAUGGAACCCAUGCAAGGGCUGAGAUCAGGAGUCCUUGGUGGUUGGGCUGCGCUAGAGCCUGCUUUUGGCUUCUUGUCAUUUGACCUUUCUUUUGGUCACUGGAGCGCUCAAGAUAUUGCGUCCCUCAGAGAGCCCAUACGUCGCGUCAUGGUCGGUUCGAUGAGCCUACUCGCCUUUGAGAUCCUCCAGGGACGUUCUCGGGAGAGGAUGAAUGAACUUCGAUCCAAUGACAUUAGGACGCAAGAAGCAACCGGAUCAGAAGAACGUGAGAAGAAGUACACAUACGGAAGGCAUCAAGUCAUGCAAAGUCUCAAUCUCGUUGAUGCUUUGCGCGACCCAGAAGUCGGCCAAUCUGUUGCCGAUUCCUACCAAGCAUUAUCUCAUGCCAGUGACCCUCUUCUCGAAGCUUGCAAAGACACUUUCCAAGCGAUCGCUCACAGUAUAAACGAGAACAACAGCAGGAGAUGGUUUGGCAGAAUUUCCGCUGAUGAGUUCGCCAAAAUGAGGCAGUCACACGUUGAUGUGCUCGAACAUCUCCGCGAAGAAAAGGCGAAAUUCCCAGAUGUUGCCAAUGAAGCGCUCUUGACAUCGCACCAACAUCUCUUUGACGAAAACGGCAGGUUUCAUGGUCACACGUCGGAGAGGCAUAAGCUAGUUGGCAUGUUCUUUGGUUUCAAUUUCGAAGAUCGUCUCCUGAUCUUGGCUGCAGCUCUUGAACGAGCCUUGGAGCAGAUCACACUCAUUGAAAAGGAGAGAAAUACUGUUCGCUUGUGGUUUCCUACCGGAUUGCGCAAAUUCGGUGCCUGGGCCUUUGGUGGCUCCAAAGCGCCAGCUAUCGGCGCUCCCUCUGUCGCCGAUAUGCCUCAAGCUGAUAAGGCGACAAUUGAGGAAGUACAGCAGAGUUUCAGGAGGGUGCAUAAGCCCACAAGGAAACGCAGCAAGAUUUCUGCCAUCAUACUUGGCUUUGGACACUGGCUGAGCAAUGACGAGGGUAUUUUUGCUCUGAGAAUUCUGAUCGCCACCCUUGCAGCAGCCAUACCAGCAGUCUGCACAACAUCAUCAGGCUUCUACUACCGUGAGAAGGGACUGUGGGCUCUCAUCAUGGCACAAACAGGUACGGCUACCUUUUCCGCCGAAUUCAACUUCGCCUUCAUAACGAGAAUUUUCGGAACGAUUGCUGGAGGUGUACUCGGCAUGCUUGGAUGGUACAUCGGAAGUGGUAACGGACCCGGAAAUCCUUAUGGUCUCGGAGCUGUACUUGCCGUAUAUGCUGUUAUCCUGAUGUGGUUCCGACUUUACACUCCACCACCGCUUAUACCAGCUGUCAUGAUCGGUGGCGCUACCGUCAUUCUCGUCAUCGGUUACAGCUAUAUUGACACUCACCUUCCUACUUACGGCAACCCUGGUUGGGGCUACGAGGUCUUCUGGCGCCGUACAGUUCUCGUACUCGUCGGCUUCGGUGUGUCGUUCAUCGUUACUCUUCUUCCCUGGCCAUCAUCACUCUCACGAAAUAUCGCCCGCAGACUUUCUGGCGUGCUCGAUAAAGAGGCCGAUCAUUACGCUGCGAUUUUGUCGUCAUGGUCAGAGCUCGAUAUUGCCGACAAACAUACCUCUGCAAUUGAAGCAGUCACCAUACAGCUUGCAGGAGACUUGGGCUCAUUAGGCGGCCCCAUAGCAAGUCUGAGAUUUGAAUUGUCCUCGAGCGUAUUCGACUCACAGACCUGUGGCAAGAUCAAGUCGAUUGCUGAGUUCAUCAACUAUCAACUUGCUCAUCUUCACAUUCGCGCCGCCACGCUCUCUCCAGAACUUCGCAGAAGAUUUGCUAUCGCUUCUGGCAUUCUCGACCACCGCGCUAUUGCCGAUGUUAUGGUUGUUUUGGGUAUCGUGGCUCAGAGUCUGAAGACUGGUGAUCCGUUGCCUGCGCGUCUACCAACACCGCUGCUCAAGAAGUGUCUAGAGCAUGGACAUGGUGCCGAUGUUGAGACUUUAACUAUCGACGUUCUCAAAAAGGAAGGAGUCCGCGGAUACACUGUAUGUAUGAGUGCGUAUCUGGGCUUCCUGUCUGGUAUCGAUGAGCUUGUCCUUGCAUUGAAAGAGGCAGUAGGUGAAGCACAUCAUCUCCCUGACGAUCUCAAACUUGCUUAG